CUAGAAACAUCUAGAUGUGUGUGUCUCGCUUGUUUUUCUUAAACAUUUGUUCUAUUUAAACAAUUUCUUUUGUAGUUCUUAAACAGAAAGAAUUAACGGAAGUGCAAUUGACUGGAGUAAACUUCUAGAUUUGCAGAUUUAUCGACCUCAAGUUCGUAUAAGGACUCGAGAAGCAGAGCCGCCCACAUGAGUUCAAAAUCAAAUCGCAACCGCCCUGUGGCGGCGAAGGCAACGGCAGUGGUGAUUCCUCCUCCUCCGUCUACGCCGUUAUCGGAGUCCGAUUACGCCUUCACCAUAACCAGAACAGCAGUUGCGCAGAUCUGCAGUUCCAUUGGAUUCACAGCGGCAGAAGCUCCCGUUCUCGGAAUCCUAACAGACAUCGCCAUCAGGUACCUGAGAACAAUCGCUAAGUCCGCCGCGGAUUCAGCCAACUCAGCAUGCCGUACCCAGGCAAAUCUCGUCGACACAAUCGCCGCCGUGGAUGAGCUGAGCUCGGUGAGUGGAUUCCCCGGAGCAUGGAGAGCUACCGAUUGUUUUCUCAACUCCGGCGCGGUGAAGAAACUCGAUACAUUCACAGAGGAUUCCAAGGAAAUUCCGUUCGCAAAACCGUUGCCUAGGAAAAUAUUUUCAUUAGGAAGCAGAAAAGGUUUGAGAAAUGUAGGUAGUAGUAGUAAGAUUGAGUACCUUGGAGGAGAUAAGAAGCAUAUCCCGAAAUGGCUACCAGUAAUGCCGGUGAUUGUGAAUCACGAAAAGGAAAUUGUUGAGAAGAGAAAAAGGGAACUUUGGGGAUAUUGUGGUGCUAAAACUGAGGAGGAACCAAAGAGGGAGAAAAAAACUGCUGCUGAUAGUGUGGAAAAGGAAAGGAAAGGACUUGAAUUGCCAUUGAAGAGAGGGAAAGUGAGGUUUAAGAUUGGCGGUGGUGGGGUGUCAGGUGUGUGUAGAAGUGGUGGAAUAGGGAAGAGAGUAUUAUGUGAGAAUUGGAAUUUUGAUGAUGAAAACUCUCAUCAAAACAAGAAUAGCCAGCUUUGAUGAGGUAAUACAACAACAAUAGUGUGAUCUCAUAGUAUAAAAAACUAUUUUCGAAAGAAACUUGGCGAGGAACAAAAUGAGAUGAUAGAGUGAGUAUGAAGAAAGAAGUGGAGUUGCUAACUAUACUUUGAUUGUAUUUUUUUUUGGUUUUUCAAGUUAGCAGGAAUUGAACCCUUGACGUGUUGUUCGAUAAAACUAAAUUUUCUCUCCCUAUUUGGAGACCAUCUUCACUCCGGACUAAAAUGGAGAGUGCAACAUAUCUAUAUUUAUUAUAUUUUAUGUAAAAGUGGCCAUGAAUGUAACAAACAGAGACUCGUUUCAGAUUUUCAGUUUACUUUUAUCUGAAUGGAGUGAGAUUAGUUAUGUUUUACUUAA
Molecule: messenger RNA, 1404 nt
Organism: Solanum lycopersicum (tomato)
Lineage: Eukaryota; Viridiplantae; Streptophyta; Magnoliopsida; Solanales; Solanaceae
Product: transcription initiation factor TFIID subunit 8
Cellular component (GO): transcription factor TFIID complex
Molecular function (GO): protein heterodimerization activity
Source: RefSeq, a predicted model, not a curated record